This is a messenger RNA of Blepharisma stoltei, 4819 nucleotides long. NCBI's taxonomy places the organism in Eukaryota, Ciliophora, Heterotrichea, Heterotrichida, Blepharismidae. The record is from the annotation of a GenBank genome assembly.
AUGGGAGAUUGGGAAGUCAUAACUAAAGGAAAUAGAAAAAAGCUAAAAAGUCACAAAGUAAAAACUGCUUGCAACCCUCCAAAAAUAUUUUUAAGCUCAUUUAUUGAUAGAAUCGCAACUGCUAAAUCAUCUAUGCUUAGAAGUGAUUUUAUACAGCAAUUUUCAUAUGCAUUGAAUAGUCAUAAAGUCCAAAUUAUAGGAAUUGGGCUUGGAAAUUUUUCUUCAUCCUUAUAUCCUUGUACACAGCAAGCUCUAUUUGAAGCCUUAAGCCAAGAAAUUGGGAAUGGCGAGUCAGAGUUAUAUGAUCCUGCCUAUAGCGAUGAUGAGAUUUUAUAUCUGAAUUCUCUAGGAGUAAAAGUUAAUGAAGGUGAGUUUAUUAGAGAAAGGAACAUAACUUAUUUUAAAAUAGUCUGGGCAUACUUUUAGCUCAGGUUUGCCAUUCUUAUAGCUGCUCGGCAUAUCUGGAAGCAAAACUAGGAUUUAUAAUAUAGUUCAUACACCUAUAGAUUUCUUUAUCAAUAAAAUGAAUGGGCGGUUGAACGGCCAAGGCAGACUCUCUCAAAGGGAAGAGCUGCAUCUCUAUACAGGAAGUGCUAAAAAGGGGCAUGCCAAAAAAAUGGUUUACAAUUGUGAAAAAUGACAAGAAAGUGUGCUAAUUUUUAAAAUGGCUUUAUUAUUAAAUAAAUUUUAAAUUUAAAAUAUUCUUUUAGAAUUGAUAUGAUAAAUAUAAAACAUUAUUAUAAGCCAAUAAGAAUUUUAUAAUGAGCAGCAAGUAUUCAAUACAAACUUUGGCUUUAUAGAUCAAUCGACGAUAACAAUUGGCAUUAUUUAUUUAAAAAUCUACUUAAUUUAGCUUUAAUUUACUUUUUCCAGAAAAGAGAAAAAAGCAAUCAAGAUAUUAAUCAAUCUCUGUCUAAAAAGUAUCUUAAUUUAAAGUUAAUUUAAUAAUAAACCCAUUUUACAAAUUGGUGCGUUUGCUUGUCAACUUUUUCACACUUGUCAAGCAUUUUUUUACAUGUCACUUUUAGCACUUCCUGGUAUAGAGAUCCAGCUCGUGCCUUUGAGAGAGUCUGCCUUGGUCGCUUAACCGUCCAUAAAUUUAGUCGAUAAAGAAAUCUCUAUAGGGGUAUGAGCUACAGCACCUAUUAGGGGUUAUUUUGGCUAGCGGGGAUUACUUAAAUUACAGUAAAAGGUAGUUUUUAGUGAACAAUGACAGAGGAAUUCUGUAAACUAAGCGAAGCGGUAUCUUUGCAAACUAUCAAGGCAGAAACUCAAAAAAUUUAAUUCUAUAUUGAAUUUAACGGUAAUUUUUUAAAAAAAAAACCGGAAAAAUCUAAAUUAUCGAAAGAGGAUGUUUGCUAAAUUAAGUCAGAACAGCCUUUUAAAAGAAACAUGAGCAAAGUUUUUUUCCAAAUUCUAGAGAAGAUAAUUUAAAUAAAUUAUGGAUGUGGAACCUGCAAUUUUUAAUAAAAGCUUACUUAGUUAUUUACUUAAAUUCCAGAUAGAGUAGUUAUCCGAAUUACGUUGAGCUGCAUUUUAUGAAUUUUACUAUAUUUAUACUUAACUCCCCCCCCCCCUCCGUGAGCGAACAAAAAAUUUUUGUUCGCUCACGGAGGGGGGUUAAUUUUUAUUUUUUAAAAAAAAUUAUAUAUAAAUUUUUAAUUGUAAAAUAAUAUUUUUUUAUAAGUUGAAAAUUAUUUUAAAAAUAUUAGGGGGGAGAGUAAGGGAAUUUCCCAAAAAAAAAAGAAUACCAUUUGAUUAAAGGUAAAACACAGCUUAAUUUUUCAAUAAUUUAAUAAUCAAUAAACCUAUUAGUAAUAAAUAUAUGCAUUCAGUUAAAAUAUUUUAUAUAUUUUCUUAUUUAAUAUAAUAAGCAAAUUCUCUAUAAAUCAUAAUAAAAAUGUACAAAGGGAAAAGAAAGUACAUUGAAAUUUGGCAGAAAGUUGAAAAUUGCUGAAUUUUACAUUCAACACCAAAAUGAGAUGAGCAUGAGAGAUGUUGCUGCAAAGUUUCAUGUCAACUCCUUUAGCUCGAUUUCCGAAUGGGUGAAUAAGCUUGAUGAGUUGAAGAAAUCAGUAAAAUCUGAUAAAAAAUUAAAAUUAGAAAGCUUCACUCAAUUUCCAGAGCUAGAGAAAGAACUAGUUCAUUGGUUUACUGCAAUCCGUGAGCAAGGUAUUCAGGUUCUCAGAUCAACGAUUGAGGAGAAAGCAAAAAGUUUGGCGGCAGAAAUGGGAUUGGGCGCGAUUCGGCUGUGGAGAUAAAUGGUGGCAAGGAUUUAGGACCAGAAAUAAUUUAUCUUUCAGAAAAAUCAAUGCCUCAAGCAUUAAGCCAAUCGAAAAAGAGGCAGAACUUGUCAGGCAAUACCUAGAUGAUUUAGCGUCAUUGCUUCCUCAAUUCGUUCCAUCUAACAUUUACAAUUUCGAUGAAACGAGAUUUGAUUGAGAUGUAAAAAGCAAGUUCACUUAUGAUUUCAAGGGAACUCAACGAAUUCUAGGCGUUCAAUCAGCUAAAAUGACCCAUUUUAUCACUGUUAUGCUUAUGAUUAGAGCUGAUGGAGAAAAAAAUGCCCUGCUUUGCUCAUUUUUCAAGAGAAAAAUGGCCAGAUCCCGAACCUUGUAAGAGAAAGACUGAAUAUUCCAGAAAAUGUCAUCAUAAAAUCAAAUAAAUCUGGCUACAUUUCUGACCAGAUUCUUAAUGACUACCUCAGAACAAUAUUGAGACGAGAAAACCAACUGCUGAUUUAUGAUCAGGCUGGAAGUCAUAAAAACUAUCAUGAUUUCUAAUGCAAUUUCAGAUUUAGAUGCAACCAAAAUUGUGAUCCCUGGAGGGUGCACAAAGUAUUUGCAACCACUUGACGCACUGGUAAUUGCAAAUUUCAAAUCAAAAACAACAGAUUUCAGAAUCAAAUUCCAAACAGAGCAGAUUGAAAGAAGAUCGAAAAGAACUGGAAACCUCAAAGCUCUUGAUCGCCAGCAACUGAUAAACAUUGCUUCAAAGGCGUGAGAUGCUGUAAGCCCUCAACUUGUCAGAAAAUCAUUUGAGUUGACGGGUUCUUAUGGCGUUAAUCAUCCAAAGAUUUUCAGCCAUCAAGUUAAUAUGAAGAAGUUAAUUAUCUAAUCGAUUUCUUCUAUUCAUUUUUUUGUCUUAAAUUUAAAAUUGUUAAAUUCAACCUUUUCACUUAUGGUAUUCUUUUUUUUAACCCUUUGAAUAAUAUAUCAAACAAACUUAAUAAUUAUUUUUCAAUAUUAUCCUCUUUAUUUGUAUUAAAUAUAGAUAUAAUAAACUAUAUAUAAAAUUAUAUGUAAAAAAAAUUUUUUGUUCGCUCACGGAGGGUGGGUUUUUGACAAAAAAAUAGGGAUUUUUCUAAUGGUUUUGUUCGCUCACGGAGGGGGGGGGGGAGUAAGGAAGACUUAAUUAACUUUCGUUGCUAGGUUCUUUUCGAAUUAUUGGUAAAAACCCACUAUAAAUCCUGACUAGGAGAGACGUAAAAAAAUUAUUUUUAUAAUAAUUUUACUUAAAGAGGACUUAAUUAAAUUUGCUUCUUAGGUCCUUUAAGAAUUAUUGGUAAAAAUCCACUAAAAAUGCUGACUAGGAGAGAUGUAAAAAAAUUAUUUUUAAAAUUUUUUUAUGAUAUUUAAAAAAGGUUUUGGUACAAUAAUGAAGAGGAUCUUGAAAACUAUGCUAUUUACUUCCAGUAGCUCUUAUUGCACAGUGGAACAAAACGUUAAGAAAGCCUUUAUGUAAGACUUAAAAGUGGAUAAUUUUAGUUAGUUUGGCUAUUUAUAAGAGUUAAUCAGAUUAUUCCUUUUGAAAUAUAGUAAAAUUAUUAUAAAAAUAAUUUUGUUUUACGUCUCUCCUAGUCAGGAUUUAUAUAGUGGGUUUUUACCAAUAAUUCGAAAAGAUCCUAGCAACGAAAGUUAAUUAAGUCCUCCUUAAGUAAUUUAUUUAAGAUUUUUGAUAUUUUGAAUGUCGUCAAAGUGUAUAGUAGUUGUGAUAAAUUCACGCAAAACUCAUGUUUAAUUUAUCUUAUUUAUAUGUUUACAUUUUACAAAUAUUUAAUUAGCAGUCAAUAUAUAUAGAGGUUAUUUAUAUAUUUUAAAAUUAUCUCACAAAAAAGGCAUAAAUAUAGUAAAAUUCAUAAAAUGCAGCUCAACGUAAUUCGGAUAACUACUCUAUCUGGAAUUUAAGUAAAUAACUAAGUAAGCUUUUAUUAAAAAUUGCAGGUUCCACAUCCAUAAUUUAUUUAAAUUAUCUUCUCUAGAAUUUGGAAAAAAAACUUUGCUCAUGUUUCUUUUAAAAGGCUGUUCUGACUUAAUUUAGCAAACAUCCUCUUUCGAUAAUUUAGAUUUUUCCGGGUUUUUUUUAAAAAAUUACCGUUAAAAAUUCAAUAUAGAAUUAAAUUUUUGAGUUUCUGCCUUGAUAGUUUACAAAGAUACCGCUUCGCUUAGUUUACAGAAUUCCUCUGUCAUUGUUCACUAAAAACUACCUUUUACUGUAAUUUAAGUAAUCCCCAUUAGCCGGUUAUUUUUAACUUCCACCCUUAUUUUUAUACAUAAUCCUUCCAUUUUCUUAUUAAAAAUAAAGGAACAAUUUUCCUCUGUAUAUAAUGAUCCAUUGCCAUUUCUCAUUAUACGAGCUUUUAUUAAGCCAAAAUUGGAUCCAAAAUAAAUCUUUUGCUAUUUAUGGAAACCCAAUUUCCUCAACGCAUGCCAAAUUUUCUUCAGAAACCGCAAUAGAGCUAUCAAAAAAUUCCAGAUCAAUUACAAUAAAUACACAAGAUUUAGCAUUUAAUGAUACAGAGCUGAGUAUAUUUAAUUAA